Messenger RNA from Erythranthe guttata (spotted monkey flower), 3827 nucleotides. RefSeq lists its product as uncharacterized. Gene Ontology annotation, biological process: peptidyl-serine phosphorylation; peptidyl-threonine phosphorylation. Gene Ontology annotation, molecular function: protein serine/threonine kinase activity; ATP binding. Lineage: Eukaryota; Viridiplantae; Streptophyta; Magnoliopsida; Lamiales; Phrymaceae. The record is from RefSeq and is a predicted model, not a curated record.
CCCCCCUUUUUUUUUCCCACACUCAAUUGAUUUCACUCUGAUAAUUCAAUUUUUUUUUCCCCAUUUUUUUUUUCUUGGCUUCGUUUAUUGUUGUGGCAAUCAUUUGCGUUUUUCACUUCAUUCCAUCUUUUCUUCGUUCAAACGAGUGUUCUUUGCUUUUAGGGUUUCGUCUGAAGCGCAGAUCUUUAUGAUUUUUUUCUUCUUCUCAGGUUUCUAUGUUGAAUCCCGAGGGGAAAUAAUAUAGUGUGGCUCCGCUAAUUAAUGCGAAUGUUGCUAUAGUUUAUCUUUUUAGUGGUGAUCCAUGAAAAUGACAUUUUACAACUCAGGAUUAAUUCGGCGGUGUUUUUAGCUCUCGGUUGAGAAGUGAUUGUAUUAAAUGGCGGAAUCAAGUCCUGUCGAUGAUAUACUGGAAUUCUUGAAAAGGAACAAGUUUGCAAAAGCAGAGGCUGCUCUGAGAAAUGAAUUGAGUCACAGGUCAGACUUAAAUGGGUUGAUUCAAAAGCUUACGCUUGAUGACAAGGAGUCGAACAGUAGAUCAAACGAAGCGGUCAAUGGGGCAGUUUCUUUUGAAAAAGAUCGAAAAAUUGUAACUUCCCAGCACAGUGAGAAAGUUCUCAAGGGUUCGAGUAUUCCCGAGGCUUCUAAGGAGCUAAUUGUGAAGGAGGUGGAGUGUGGGAAAGGCAGUGGUGCGAUUGGGAAAAAGAGCAUGGUCAAUGCAAGCGUCGGGACAAGUGAUAAUAACUUUGAGUUCUCCAAGAAUUCAGAUGAUACUGUUCUUGAUUUGUAUUCGCGUAAAUUGAUUGAGCUUGAGGAAGUUGAUCGACAAAGAAAGCCAACUAACUCGUCUGAUAAUCCCUUGUCUGGAAAUAACGUGUUGUCUGCCCAUUCAUCUUUGCCCAAAACUGUCUUCCCCUUGUCGGGGGAGGGCACUUCAUCCAGUUAUGAUAGUACUACUUCUGCUAUUGUUGAUAAAAAGGAGGGAAAAAUGAAAAUCGAACUCCACAACAUUAGGACAGCAAUUAAGGAUGAAGUGGAUUUCGGUGCAUUAGAAUUUCGUCUUGCAUCUGAGAACCAGAAGAAGGAAGAGUUACCGAGGCUGCCACCUGUAAGACUAAAGCCGGAAGAAAAGCCUUUCAAUAUUCAAUGGGAGGAGAAGUAUGAACGCGGUGGUGGGCCCGGUCCGAAGAUCUUGAAUGCCGACAAUGGAUAUCUUAUAGGGUCAUUUCUGGACGUACCUAUUGGCCGUGAAUUCGAUCCUUCAGGGAAAAUGCCAAAGGGAGGCAGUUGGCUCUCUGUGAGUCAGGGUAUAGCUGAAGAUACUUCGGAUCUCUUUUCCGGUUUCGCAACUAUAGGUGAUGGACUGAGCGAAUCAGUCGACUACCCAAAUGAUUAUUGGGAUUCCGAUGAAUACGAAGAUGAUGAAGAUGUUGGCUAUAUGAGACAACCCAUAGAAGACGAAACCUGGUUUCUUGCACAUGAAGUUGAUUACCCAAGUGACAACGAAAAGGUGACGGGGCAUGGGAGUUUUCCGGACACUCAAGAAAGGGAACAGGACAAGGACGAUGAAGACGAAGAUGAAGAAGAUGAUCAGUCGUUUGCAGAAGAGGAUUCUUACAUCUCGGGCGAGCAGUAUUUCCAGUCGAAAAGCGUCGAUCCAGCUGUAUCUUCAGAAAAUCCUGUAGGUCAAUAUGAGGAGGAACUGAGUUUAAUGUGCACAGAGCCCGUUUGGCAGGGUUUAAUCGGUCAGAAUAAUGAACUGAGGAUGCUCGAAAAUGGAAAAAUUACGAGUCAAUUUGGAAGGCCUCAUUUGGAUGAUGACCAACAUGGUUCGGUUAGAUCUAUUGGUGUUGGAAUCAAUAGUGACGUGGCUGAUUUUGGCAGUGAAGUGAGAGAUAGUUUGGUCGGAGGUAGUAGUGAAGGUGGGGAUAUAGACUACUUUGAUGCCCAUAAAAAUAGAACAAAGAGGCAAAAUUUGGAUAAAGUUAUGAAGAAGAGUAAGAAUCAGAUCGAUGGAGGAUUCUCGUUUCCCCCUCCAAGAGAUGACUGUAUAAUGGCGAAUGAUGACAUGGUGACAUCAUGGAGGCGUAAAAGCAGCGGGGAAUCUUCACCCGUGAAGAGUUCGAUGGAUGAAAAAUAUGCCAACACUGGGGAAUCGGCAAAUUCUAGUCCUUCGUCUCUUUCAAAUUAUGGGUAUAUCGAAAGGGUGCAUGUAAAGAAAGAAGAUGAUGUAAUAGCAUCGGGUGUAAGAGAAGAAGAAGAUCCAGGGGCAUUGUUGGAAGACGAGGAAGCUGCUGCUGUACAAGAGCAAGUGAAGCAGAUCAAAGCACAAGAGGACGAAUUCGAAACCUUCAAUUUGAAGAUUGUCCACAGAAAAAACAGGACUGGUUUCGAGGAGGACAAAAGUUUCCAUGUUGUUUUGAAUUCGGUCCUAGCUGGACGGUAUCAUGUGACGGAGUAUCUUGGCUCGGCUGCAUUCAGCAAAGCCAUACAGGCGCAUGACUUGCACACCGGUAUGGAUGUUUGUGUGAAGAUUAUAAAAAACAAUAAAGAUUUUUUUGAUCAGAGCCUUGAUGAAAUUAAGCUGCUCAAGUAUGUGAACAAACAUGAUCCUGGCGACAAGUAUCAUCUUCUUCGGCUGUACGAUUACUUCUAUUAUCGAGAGCAUUUGUUGAUUGUAUGUGAAUUGCUCAAGGCAAACUUGUACGAGUUUCAUAAAUUCAACAGAGAAUCUGGAGGAGAAGUCUACUUUACAAUGCCGAGACUGCAGUCGAUUACUAUUCAGUGCUUGGAAGCACUUCAAUUCUUACACGGUCUUGGGCUAAUACAUUGUGAUUUGAAGCCGGAGAAUAUAUUGGUGAAAAGUUACAGUAGAUGUGAGGUGAAGGUCAUUGAUCUCGGAAGUAGUUGCUUUGGAACAGAUAAUCUUUGUUCGUAUGUUCAAUCUAGGUCUUACCGUGCACCUGAGGUUAUUUUGGGACUUCCCUAUGACAAGAAAAUCGAUAUCUGGUCUCUUGGUUGCAUCUUGGCCGAGCUUUGCACAGGCAAUGUGCUCUUUCAAAACGAUUCACCGGCCACUUUACUUGCACGAGUAAUUGGAAUCGUAGGCCUGAUCGAGCAAGAUAUGCUUGCCAAAGGACGGGAUACAUACAAAUACUUCACAAAAAAUCACAUGCUCUACGAAAGAAACCAGGACACUAACAUAUUGGAAUAUCUGAUACCGAAAAAAUCAUCAUUGAGACAUCGGUUGCCAAUGGGAGACCAAGGCUUCGUUGACUUUGUCUCCCAUCUGCUAGAAGUCAACCCUAACAAACGGCCUUCUGCAUCAGAGGCUUUGAAACAUCCAUGGUUGCAAUACCCUUAUGAACCAAUAUCAUCCUGAAGAAUAUAUAUAUAUAUAUAUAUAUAUAUAUGAUUCGUGGAGAUUAUCGAUGGUGAAACUACUAAGAUAUCGGAGAAGAACUGUGAAUCGGAACAUGGCUUGACCAUCAAGCUGGAAAUCGAUCAACCAAUACGAUCGUAAAUUUCUAUAGUCCGCUGCUCAAUUGGAAGGUGAAUUCGGUUUCAAAAGACGAAUGAUCGAAUCUUGUUUAAACCCACUGCGGAGUUGUAGUAUGAUAUCAUUGACAAUUGAAAUGUAAUAUUUCACGCAAUAUUGUAACGGUAGGGACUCUUUCUUUCUUUUCUUUUUCUUUUUUUCUUUUUUUCUUUUUUUUCUCGUUCGGGUGGAAUGAAGUGUUCAUUGUUGUUGUUGUUGUUGUUGUUGUACAUGAUGUGUGAUGAUUCAUUUUUUUAGUUAUAAUAGGCUGUGAAAAUAGCUGCUUAUCCAA